Molecule: messenger RNA, 3022 nt
Organism: Trametes versicolor FP-101664 SS1
Lineage: Eukaryota; Fungi; Basidiomycota; Agaricomycetes; Polyporales; Polyporaceae
Exons: 3
Coding region: 7-2724 (905 amino acids)
Source: RefSeq, a predicted model, not a curated record
ACAACGAUGGCCUCAGCCGCUCCCUCUACGUCCACCAUUCCAUCCUCGUCGACAUUCUCGUUCACCGCACCAUUCCCGCCAUCACCAACAUCAUCGCUAGCGAAGCAACGCCGCGUUUCGCUCGCGCUCCCGUCUUCCCCGCGCAUCUUCCCCGCAUGGAGCUUCCGCGACGACACCGGACUCGGCGUGCACUCUGGCGACCCCGAGGACGACACAUCGACUACGUAUACACCAGAGAAGAGAGGCAAGAUGCGUCGGAUUGCGACCGACGAGCUACGUACAGACGGGGAGACCAGUACGAGUCCGCAGCCACACGGGUGCCCGUCUCUACCUGAGAAGAAGCCACGGAAGAAAUGGACGAUGGAGGAGACACAGAUGCUCGUGGCGGGCUGUAAUAAGUGGGGCGUCGGCAACUGGAAGUCUAUCCUCAACGACCCCGACUUCAGGUUCGACGGUCGUUCACCUGUUGACCUCAAAGACCGAUUCCGCACAUACUACCCCGACGCAUACAGGCAGCACUAUCCCAAUGCCAAGACACAUCUGUCUACCAAAGUGCGUUCCGCGCUACCGGACGGGUCCUCAAUCUUUGAGAAGACGCGGAGCAAGAAACGACGGCCCUUCACCGAAGAGGAAGACCGCGCAUUGAAGGCUGGAUACGACAAGCACGGCACCGUGUGGGCGACGAUCGUCAAGGACCCCAUCUUCCAGGCGCAGAAUCGGCGGUCGACCGAUCUGCGCGACCGUUUCCGCAACGCAUUCCCAGACCUAUACCAAGCUGCGGGAUACAAGCCACGCAACACGACGAAGAAGAAGCGGGAUCAGCUCGCGCAGCCGACCCGUGCUGCCACAGACGACUCGCUCGCCACCACUAGUGCCGCAGGUCCCGUCCGCAGGAAACGCCGGAACACAGACCAGGGGAUCUUUAGGGGUGGCACGAAGAGCGUGCCCGAGAGCGCGAACGUGUCUGAGGACGAGGAGAGCUCUGACGAGGAGGAUGCGCCGUUCCUCAAGGAGGCCUUCACUGCGCCACCUGCUGAGGAAGUCCCUAUGACCCCCGACGAGACCUCCCUGGAAGUCGACAUGCAGGCGCACGACUCCAUCAGCGACUCCGUCACGAUCCCUGACUUUAAUCCCGGUUCAUCCUUCUCCGAGAUGACAGACUCGUCGCAGUCCCAGGCGUGGUCCUCGGGCAUCGACACCCCUGUUCAUUCGAGCGUAUGGUCGACCGCCACUAAUGCGGCUUCACCUACCUCUUCCCACCUCUCAAUCACCGACUACUUCAACAACUCUCCGUUCCCCGGUCGUGCAGAUGGCGCCAACCAGAUGAUCGGGAAGUCCGCGUGGGGGCCCCAGGACUGGCUGUCUGCAAACCCGCGCCUCGAGCCCACAUCCAGCAGCUCGUCAUACGCCGGUGGAUUCUCGCCCGCGCCUUCAUCACCAUUCUCGUUCGCCCACAUGAACCAUGGCGUGCUGGACCGCUACGACCUCUUCCCCACAUCACUCGCUCACGACUUCGUCUCCGAGGGUGGCGUUGACGACGCACACUCAACCUUCUCUGACCCGGAGAUGUUCGCAGCCAGCAGCUACCGAGGCUUCACCCACCACUCAAAUUACGCGGGCGACCUCAUCUUUGGCAACCGCACACAUCAACCGCAACACUCAACGGAUUACGGACCUGGCUUUGGGUUCGGUGAAGCGGGCCUUGGCCUGUCCGGCUUGCAACCGCUGAGCACCACGGCUAUGCACAACGCGCUCCGUACUCCCGUCCUCCCUGGGAUCGACGAGAUCGAGCUGACCUCGAUCACACUCGACGACCCCGACGUCUCUGUCCCGAUGGAGGAGACGGUGGACACCGCCAUACCCAAGGAUGACCCCGGGUCCGGGCAACCCACGCUCAACCUCUCCGACCUGAGCUCAUUCUCGCUCCCGCCACAGACGCUCGAAGAAAUCAUCGGGCUCACGCAGGAGAUCCAUGUCACCCCGCCCGGCACCCCGCAGUCGCACGGACGGACGCACCGCAUGCAGACGGGUGCACACGUCGCGUCCGCACAUAACCGCUCGAUCUCCGUGCCGCCGUCGGAGCACCGCGCAUACGACCCCCGGGCGCCGCAGACGCAGCACAUUCGCCCGAAGCCGCUCGUCUCGCCCACGCGCUCCGUGUCGCUGAUGGACUACAUGCCCAUGCACGCCGACCAGCAGACGCACGCCGCACAGCCCAUGUUCUCCUCGCUCACCCAGACCGCGAACGAGAUGUGGAAGCUCCCGAACGGCGGCAACUUCCCCGGCCAGAGCGUCCCGGGCGCUAGCAGCUCACACUCGGGCGAGAACGCGAACUACGACCUGCCGUUCCUCGACCUGCACUACUACUCCACGCUGCACGGGGGGAACGGCGCCGCGUCGGGCUCGCAGGGCUCGGAGACCAUGGACGCGUCCGCAGCGGAGCAGGUGCGCCAGGGCCAGGCGCUCGACCUCGCACAGUCGUUCGCGCUGCAGACGAAGACGCUGUCGGAGCUACCACAGUCGCUGGCGCAGCACAUCCCCAUGUUCCAGUCGUGGCAGAACGCGCUGAGCGGGGCUGCGUCUGCGAUGGGUGCGCAGGGGAUGUCGCGCAUGCCUCCGUCGCACCACCGCGGCCAGAGCGUGGUCUCGCCGCAGGACCUGCUCCUCACGAAGGGGAGCGACAACAAGCGGAAGCGGUCGAGCUGGGACGGGGGUCCGCGCUGAGGCGGGAUUUGGAGGUGCGCGGGGGUGCAGUUCGCUUUCUGUGCAUGGCCGCCGUUUGUGAACGGGUUUCGCGUUCUGUGGUUUUGGCUACGGCCUGAUCUGGUUUCUGCUCUGUUAUCGCAUGCUAGGAAUUUCGUCUUCUCUUUUCCCGUUUCUCGGUUCUUAUUCUCCCUCAUUCUGCCACCUCUCUCGCGGCUCGUUAUGCUCCCUGGAUUUCUCUGCUCGUUCGUAGCUCGCUCCGCAUUGUUCAUGCAUGUCUAGCUACCAUGCCUCAUCUCAAUCGCAUCGCAUCGUCUCC